AUGGCAGUUAUGGACUUUCCUAAGUUGCCUGUCGCCCACGACGGGCUGGUAAACUACAUUACCAACCAUCCUGAGACUCCAAUCAAGGAAAUAAUGGAGCCCUAUCGCAAAUUCGAGGCCAAAUUACGUGAAGUAUACGCUCAGGAGCGCAACAAUCCAGUCUUGGACGACCCCUAUCUCAAUGUUCUACCCCUUUUCACUAAAGACACGAUAAACAUCAAGACUCGUGCUCGUAACCUUGAGGCAGAAUCCCCUAGCGAGAAAGAGAAGUACAUUAUGUCUCUCCCGGAUGACAAGCGACGUCCAAACGGCUCACCCGCCGUCGUUACUUCUCUCAAAGAGUUUCGCCGCAACUUCGGCAUCUUUUCCGAGUCCUCUCUCGGCGAGAUGGACUGGAGCAAUGUCGUUGCCGCCGGUUCAUCCGUAGUUAACUGUCUCCUACCUGUUCCCGAUCGGUAUAAUCAUUCCAAGAGAGCUCUUCGCGAGUAUUACCAUCAGAAGUUCUGCCCGGCUUCUGACGUCGACUUGUUCUUGUACGGACUCGAUGAGCAGCAGGCUAUCGAGAAGAUCAAGGACAUCGAAGCUCGGAUUCGCGACGCAAUCCUCUCCGAGGUGACAGUUGUGCGAACUAAGAAUGCCAUCACUAUUUGCAGUCAAUAUCCUACUCGCCACAUCCAGAUUGUUCUUCGAGUGUACAAGUCCAUCUCGGAGAUUCUCACCGGGUUUGAUAUCGACUGCUCUUGUGCUGCUUAUGACGGAGAACAUGUCUAUUGCUCUCCACGAGCUCUAGCCUCGUAUAUCACCCAGAUAAACCCUAUAGAUCUUAGUCGGAGGAGUCCCUCCUACGAGAAUCGUCUUUCCAAGUAUAGCCACCGGAACUUUGAGGUUUACUGGACAGAACUUGACCGAUCUCGGGUCGACCCAACUAUCUUCGAGCGCAGCUUCCAGAGAGUCCUUGGACUAGCCCGUCUACUCGUUUUAGAACGGCUACCGACCACGAACGCUAGAGAUGAAUAUAUGAAGAAACGCAGACAGGAAAGGGGCCGACCGGAACUACCUUUUCGCUACCAGCACCGUCUCCGUGGAAAUAUUAAAGACAUCCACGAAGAUGAAGUGGCAGAUUGGGUCGAUGAGGAUGAAGUUGCUAACUACCAUACUUUUACCAUUCCCUACGGCGAGAAAUUCCACGCUAAGAAGAUCGAAAAACUUUGCUAUACCAAGGACUUGCUUCUGAACGCCGAAUGGAACCAACCUAAAGAAAGGGAGGUCUAUCUUCACAGGCACCCCGCCUUCUUCGGAAGAGUCCAAGAUGUGAUCGGCGACUGCUGUGGUACCUGCCCGAAGCCCGAGACUCCCGAAGAGAUCGAAGUAGCCGAGAAGGAGAGCGAGAUUUACGUGUCGGGGAAAGCGACCUUUCGUAUUGACGACCCGGGCAGACAGCAAAUCGGUUCAUUCAAUCCGCUCACCGAGGAUGACUGGACCGAGAUGGCGUAUGUUGGCAAUACUGCUCGACUCUGCCAGGCUAUUAUCGAUGACGAUCUCGAGCACGUGGAAGAUUGGCUCUCACAAGAAGGCGCCGACCCCAACAAGAGGGAUUACACAGGCCGAACCCCACUACACCUCGCCGUCAUCAGCUCGACUCCUCAGAUCGUGAAGUGUUUAGUUGAUCACGGAGCACGUCUUAUUGCCCGCCUAGCGGAUGGUCGAACCGCGCUUCACCUAGCCGCAGCGCGAGGCGAUAUUGAGAUAUUAAGGAUUCUCCUGGAGAAGAGUAAUGCUAACGAGGAAGCGGAAGAAGAUAAGCUCGACCGGCGUCGCAAAGAUCGUAAUGCAACAGACAAAGGCAUUCAACCUGGCGAAGCUGAUGAGAAGUCCGGCCACGAAUCUGACGAUGAAGGCUCCGAUCCCGAGAUGGUAAGCGAUGAAGAAUCCGAAGAUGGUGACGACGUGCAGUCUGUAACCACCGGAUCAUUUGUCAAGGUCCGCAAAGACGGAAAGGCCGACGACGAAGACGCCGUAAUCCUCGAAAACGACCAGAGCGAACCAGAUUUCUACAAGAUCAACACCGUCGCUUGGGACUCGAAAUGCAGUCCUCUGCAUCUCGCCAUCCUCGGAGGUCACUGCGAAGUUGUCAGGCUCCUAUGCCAAGAAUUUGGCGCCGACGUGCUCUUGCCCGUUAAAUUCGGCGACGGGUCAUAUUCGAACCCCAACGUUGCCAUCUUGACAUUGACCUUGGCUUUAGCUCUCCCGACUGAUAAGGCCAUACCUAUGGUAGAAACAUUGUUGAGCUUAGGCGCCACGUCUUCGCAAGCCGAGACAAACGGCGUGACCGCGUUCCAACGAUACGUUCGGAGCGGCAGGCUGGAACUAAUCGAGAGCCUAUUAGAGAAGGACAAGAUCGGCCUUCAAAAUGCGAUCAAUCAUAUGGCCUCUCACGGUAGCUACUAUGGUAGUAGUACGACCAACCCACUGAUCACAGCUCUCGGUGUAGAUAGCCGGGAGAUCGUGCCCAAGCUACUCGAAGCCGGAGCAAAGGUUGAAAUAAACUACGAAGACUGGUUGAAGGGUGCCAAACUCUCCUUCGGUUAUCAACUGGGUAAUUACGAGAGGGACCUUCAGGUAUUCAAAGAUAAUACCGAGCAACCCCUAAUUGUGGCUAUUAGAUCUCGGCAUCCCGCUAAUGCUGUCGAGCUACUGGAGAAAGGAGCCGAUCCAAACACAAUGACUAUGGUGAGCCAUAAUGUCGCUAAGGGUCAGGGCUCUAGCUAUAGCAAGGGCCAAACCUCAUUGGAUCUCACUCGUGAUAUACUUGGACAGGCUCGCGAAUAUAGGGGAACGUUGGUUGAAACGAGUCAAACGCCCCAGUCUGGAGAGGUAUCAAGCUUCUUUAACGCGCGAUCAAACAAUCGUCAGAAGCGCCCAGUUGAACCUUUCGGAACCGAAGAGUUCCUGGCAAAAUUUAGCGAAGGAACUUACCAGCACUGGGUCGUCUCUAUGGAUGUUACCGAAAAACUCGAGCGUCACAAGCGUGACCUGAAGUUCUUCGAGGAGCAAAAGGAAAAGGAUGCCAACUUACAAGACGAAACGGAGAAACUUGACGUCCUCGAGGAUGUCAUCUCGCAACUUGAAGGCCUGGAGAAGGCCCUCGAGGCUAAGGGUGCGAAAACUUUCAAGGAACUAUAUCCUGACGCUCGAGAACCUCAGCUACCCACGAGAUAUACGCACCCGACCCAGGAACCAACGGCAUACGCCCUGGAGUUCAAUUUUACCAAUGCCCCGGAUGUCACAGAGACAAGAAAAGCCGCAUAUAUCAAACUUUUCGAGGCGGUUUGGGCCGGUGACCUUCCUACGAUCAAGUCGCUUACCCUGGCUUCGUGGGACGCAGAUAAGCGGGAACCGCCUCUUAAGAUAGCAGUGUCCGACGUUAAGUUCAACAAUCCGUUUUCGCUCGCGUUCAUACGCGGGCAUUACGAGGUAGCGAAAGCGAUUCUGGAGAUCGCCCAGGCCCAGUGGGCACCAAACGAGGAGAAGACGACCCGGUUCACGAUGAACAAGGACGAAGAUGAGGAUUCGGCAGAGUCUGACAGUGACGACGAACCCGAAAUAUACGAAAAAAUCAUCGACGACAAAUUCACUAUCGAGAACGUCGGCCAAAUCUCUAUGCAAGUCAAGAGCCAGACCACCGCGAGCGCACUUCUCAACUGGCCGACGCCAACACGCAUACUCCGCGACGGCUCGCUCACGGGGAGCAUACAUAGGCAAACCCCCCUUUUUGCCGCUAUAGACCAGAACGAUGCGAAAGCCUUCAACUUUUUGAUCGACAUGCAUAUUUACUUUGCCAGCAAGGAGCCCGUCGGCGAAGACGAGUCGAGCCGAUUCUACAAAUUUCCGCAGGAUCUAUUCGAGAAUGCUUUGAGGCUCGGCCGAACAGAUAUGCUCGCGAGCGUCAUCAAGCGAACCGGGGCAGGGAUCCCGAUAGACGACCUGGUGAACAACACCGGUGCCGAGCUGAAAGUGAAACCUCGCUACUAUCAAGGUCUGAGCGUCUACGGAAAGAAGAGAGCGGACUGGGCUACAGCCGGUCGUAGCCUCGUCGUCAAGACUACGGGAAGCAAAAUACCACCGUUGCUCACCGCUGCUCUUCGAGGUUCCUUGGAAUCUACGGAGUGGUUCGUCAGCGACGCACCGAUGCGGCUCUAUUCGGAGUUUGGCAAAUCCAAGAUCGCCAAGGAGGAUCCUCGCCUCAAGCACUUGAGCGACGCCCCCGGCGGAUUCGACAGAGCUAUCGCAACGUGGCUCGGAGCGCAGAAUGACCUCGUCAUCCACUGCGCCGUGAUGGGUGCGUAUACGGAGAAGACGAACAAACUCAUCGAGUAUCUGAUCAAGGUGUGCCCGUCGUCGUUCGAGGCCAAGUCCGAACAAGGGUGGACCCCUCUAUAUCUGGCAUGCCUCCUCGGCAGGGUCGAUUUUGCAAAGACGCUGAUCGACGCCGGAGCCGACCAGUCGGUGAAGGAUAAGGAGCUAAACAACAUCAUCCACGCUUCUCUAAUAAACUUGCCGACCGCAGCGGGGCAGCUCAAGCUCGAUCGUCUCCGGGCCCUCCUAAACCUCUUCGAUCCAGAUCUCAGAGCGCACAUGUUCCUGCAACGAAAUAACCUCGCUAGCGGCGGUGACACUCCUCUUCACUCCUGGCUCAAGACCGCCAACCGCCUCACGUAUUAUCCAACGAACCAACGUUGGCCCGCUCAUCAGCUACUCAACGACGAAGACCUCCAGAACAUCGACGUUCUGCGCCUACUCUUGGAAUUUUCCGGCGGCGCAGAACUCGGCAUCCUCAACGGCUCCGGCGACACCAUCCUCCACACCGCAGUGCUUCGCCAUCUAGCAGAACAUACCCAGGUGCUCCUCAACCAGAGCCCUAGCUUGGCGUAUCGCGAGAACGCAGUCGGCCGCACCCCCAGCGAGAUCGCGUACGACCUCUUCAUCAACUCCAAGGUCGAGUCCCAGGAGUCCGUCGAGCUUAACAGAAACGCCGAUCAUAUAAUCGCCACGCUGAAGAAUGGCAACCACGAGAUGCUGGGUCGCUACAGGCGGCGUAGAGAUGGUGCCAGACAAGACACCAUCGGCAAGAAUUGUAAAGAAUAUACCUGGCGGGUCCUCGAGGCGCACCUCGCCAAGGUCGACGGCAAGCGUCGCCUCGUCAGCCUCAACGAGGCCAACGACGUGGCCAAGCGGCUAGGUGAGAGCUACUCCUGGCAGCGAUACUACCAGAAACCCACGGCUACCGACACAGAGCGGGCGGAAGAGGAGCAGCAGCAGCAGCAGCCGCAGGAAGACAAGCUGGUCGGCUUCAUGGCUACGCAGUACGAAGCGGCGAAGGGGAGAGCUUGGAUUGCUAAGGACAAAGACGAGGCGGUUGUUCCCCAAGCUACUUUUGUUUCUAGGAUGGGUCUCUAUUACGCCUAG
Daldinia loculata is the source of this 5466-nucleotide messenger RNA. Its product is annotated as ankyrin. NCBI's taxonomy places the organism in Eukaryota, Fungi, Ascomycota, Sordariomycetes, Xylariales, Hypoxylaceae. The record is from RefSeq and is a predicted model, not a curated record. The transcript has 9 exons. Bases 1 to 5466 code for a protein of 1821 amino acids. Gene Ontology annotation, molecular function: protein binding.